GUUCAACUGCCAGAUCUGCCCGACUGUUCACUCGUUCCAAGGCGCAUUCGUUCUAAGCCAAAUUGUACAUUCGCUUGAGAUAUCUUCCACCAUGCGUUCGUGUAUCCUAGUGUCUCAAGUUCUGGCGAGCCAGCUUACUGUAAGCUUCGCCUUGUCGCUGCCCCUGUGGCUUAGACCGCGCGUCGUCUCCCCUGACUUGACGUGUGGGAAUGUGGGGGCAGGGACAGCGGGAUAUACCUGCCCUGACAGUCUUUGCUGCUCCCAGUACGGCUAUUGCGGCAAUACGACCAAUUACUGCUCGGCCGGGUGCCAAAGUUCAUUCGGCUCUUGUGGUGGAUCCGGCGGCGAUGGAGAUGGAGGGUCCGGGGAUGAUGGUGAUGGGGGAUAUUCCCCUGAUCUGACAUGCGGCACAACGGGGGCCGGAGAACACGGUUACAUCUGUCCCACUGGCAUGUGUUGCUCUCAAUACGGCUAUUGUGGCAACUCGACAGAUUAUUGUUCGACCGGGUGUCAAUCCGCAUUCGGAUCAUGUGGAACCAGCAGUGGAGGUAACCAAAGUCAGGAUUCUAGCGAUGGAAGAUGCGGUCCCGACUACGACAAUGAGGUGUGUAGCGCUACCGAGUGCUGCUCGGCUUCUGGUUACUGUGGUACUACCGAAGACCACUGCCGCGCCCCGGACUGUCUCUUUGAUUAUGGCCCGGCUUGUGAUGCGAACAAGACUCCUGCAGGUAGUAGCACGUCGACGCUGGUACGGUCUUCUCUGGGCAAUAUAGCGGUCGGAGGCGCAGGGGUCUACGACUGCGAAAAUGCGGGAGAUGUUGCCUUGACUUUCGACGACGGUCCAGGUCAGUAUACAAGCGAGCUUUUGGAUCUAUUGGCGAGAUACAACGCCAAAGCCACCUUUUUCAUCACCGGCAUCAACAACGGCAAAGGGGAGAUCGACAAUACAAGUCUUGCGUGGCCUUCGAUAAUCCAACGCAUGCAUACCGAAAACCACCAGAUUGCCUCGCACACAUGGUCGCACGCCGACCUGAGCGCAGUCACUUCCGCGCGGCGGCAAGAUGAGAUAAUCAAGAACGAGAUGGCACUGCGCAACAUCCUAGGCUUCAUUCCGACGUACAUGCGUCCUCCAUAUAGCUCGUGUACAUCAGCCAGCGGAUGCGAAAGCGACCUAGCUGCAUUACGGUACCACGUCAUCUACUUUGACCUGGACACAGCUGACUACCUCAACGACUCACCCACCCUUAUCCAAAAUUCCAAGAAUAACUUUGACAAUUAUUUUGUGGGGACAUCACCCGACGACGACGACGCGCUGGUUAUCUCCCACGAUAUCCACGAGCAAACCGUACAUAAUCUGACCGAAUAUAUGCUCCUAGGACUGCAGAGCCGCGGGUAUAGGGCUGUCACAGUUGGUGAGUGCCUUGGCGACCCGGUUGCGAAUUGGUAUAGGCAGGUUGCGUAGACGGUAUGUGCUUGAACAUAUUCCGCCGAUACCAACGUCGAUACCAAUGUGCCGCGGGCUGGUACGAUCACCUGGGUCACAGAUGGGCCUUACCCAGGAAUGCAUUUUGGUAACAU
Messenger RNA from Hypoxylon fragiforme, 1578 nucleotides. RefSeq names its product carbohydrate-binding module family 18. Lineage: Eukaryota; Fungi; Ascomycota; Sordariomycetes; Xylariales; Hypoxylaceae. The coding region runs from base 92 to 1462 and encodes 456 amino acids. The record is from RefSeq and is a predicted model, not a curated record. Gene Ontology annotation, biological process: carbohydrate metabolic process. Gene Ontology annotation, molecular function: chitin binding; hydrolase activity, acting on carbon-nitrogen (but not peptide) bonds. The transcript is spliced from 4 exons.